This is a messenger RNA of Exophiala bonariae, 1305 nucleotides long. RefSeq lists its product as uncharacterized. The coding region runs from base 1 to 1305 and encodes 434 amino acids. The record is from RefSeq and is a predicted model, not a curated record. Lineage: Eukaryota; Fungi; Ascomycota; Eurotiomycetes; Chaetothyriales; Herpotrichiellaceae. The transcript has 2 exons.
AUGCAAACCAAGAUCUAUCUCUCAGCCCUCCUCGCCACCGGGCUCAACUUGGCGGCCGCUCGUCCAACGAACUCCCAAGCAGCUCAAAACCAUGGCCGUGACACCAGCGUGACAGCACGCACUGUCCAGAAGCGAGCUGUACGAUGGAACGCCAAGCUCAACCGACGUGAAGUUCCCCAAGAACACUCCCACGAGAUCUUCCUGGUCAUCGUGAACGAAAUGCUCCAGAAGAACAACCCUGAUAACAUCCAGGACGCCGUCUUCGGCCUCCUAGGAAACGCCGCCGCUUCAGCCGGCCAAGGCAAGAUCACCGACACGGACUGCCUCCAACAAGCUACGGCCGACCAGGCAUUCACCAACGCCAAAGCCGCCGACGACCUCGACGGCCAGAUCGCCUCGCUGAUCUACCGCGCCCUGGAACGCAACACCGGUGCCGUCGGCCAGGCAUCCGUGCUUUGCACAUCCAUCAAAGCCAAGAACCCUGAGAUCGCAGCCAUCACCCAACAUCAGGACCCAGCUUCGAACGGCGCCGCCGCCACCAACAAGGCCAUCGCCCUCGAGCUAGCCGUCCAGAUCGCCAGCGUUGGCGGCGACCCACUCGACGCUCUCGACUCCGGCACUUUCGCGCCCGGCGAGAUCGGCGACCCAACCGGUGCCGGUAACACCUGCGACACCCUCGAUGACCCGCAAGGCUGCAUCUUCACCCAGAACCUGAUUGUCGAAGACGCCACCGAGGAUGAAGUCAAGGCCUUUGUCGCCUCUCGAGGCGCAGGUAACGGUGCAGGUGCAGGCAACGGCGGAGGCGCUGCCGCCACAACCACCACCGCCGCCGCUGGAGGUGGUGCAGCCGAGCCGACCGAAUGCUCCGUCGUCAGCCAGGAGCCCGCGAAGACAACUCUCGCCACGACCACCAAAGCCGCCAACACCGCAUCUGCAUCUGCUUCUGCCUCUGUCUCUGCCACUACCACCGCCAAAGCAACCGCCACUGCUGCUCCCCCCGCAGGCGGCAACGCCGGCAAACUCGACCUCGGCAGCUGCAGCAACCCGACGGUGAUCUUCGCAGCGGGUCUCGACGGCCGCCGCGAGAAAUCCGCCUUCGCGCCCGCCAACAAAGACAACAGAACCGGCUUCCCUCACGGCUCCGCCGAGAACAUCAAAGUCAUCACUGAUUUCGUCUGCCAACAACUCAACGACAAAUGCAAGGCGCCCAAGGCCACUGUCGACGCGUGCAACACUGCUGCGAAGGCCGCCCAGGCUGCGACCGGUCAGGCCGCUGCGGAUGCUUUCAACAAGGCUUUCAACUAA